This is a messenger RNA of Pseudophryne corroboree (corroboree frog), 2950 nucleotides long. Its product is annotated as secreted frizzled-related protein 2-like. The transcript has 5 exons. Lineage: Eukaryota; Metazoa; Chordata; Amphibia; Anura; Myobatrachidae. The record is from RefSeq and is a predicted model, not a curated record. Gene Ontology annotation, biological process: canonical Wnt signaling pathway; non-canonical Wnt signaling pathway. Bases 712 to 1587 code for a protein of 291 amino acids. Gene Ontology annotation, molecular function: Wnt-protein binding.
CAGUGUGAUGGAAGUAGAGCCGUUUCCGUGCAGAGGUUCUGGCACAAAGGGAAGGCUUAUGGGCCACCUUCAGGCCCCGGGCCCUACAGUAGGUAGCUCCGCAUUCGCACAAAGGUGUCAGUCAGCAGCAGCUGUGUAAGUGCUCUGUCUCUGGGCUUCGUCCUGCAGAGUCUUGUUCCGUGCAGGGAAAUCUCUCUGCUAAGUCACCAUGUGCCAGAAAGUUUCCAGAGCAGAGCGUCUAUUCCAUAUAAAGGCCCGGCUCAGCUCUCUUCUGGCUGUGAUUGCACAAGAGACCUUCUCAGGAACUCACAUUUCUGCUCAUUGUGUUUUUAUUUCAUUCUCACCCCGCCUGGAAAUUUAUGACACUAAUCCAAGGGGAGUUUAUGUAGAGUGCCUGCAGGCAGAGCACAGCCCCAGACCAGCCAGAGUGCUGGGAGACCUGCAGUAAUUACACCCCCCCCUUUAUGUAAAGCAGCCAUUCCAGCAGCUGGAUAUUCAAGAUACAACACAUCUCUGAGCUCCAGCCGCAGCAGCCUGUUCCCUGCCUGGGUUACACCAUCUCCUGCGGAGAGCUGAGGUCCUGAAGAAGGGUCUACGCUGGCCGAAAGCUCAUCCUUACACAGAAAGCAUUGGGGACUGGAGACGGCUAGUUAUCCUGCUGACCGCUUCUACAACAGAAUCCCCUGCGCUAUAAUCUGCCCUGUGGAGGCCAUGAGGACCCUUCUGUCUCUCGGGGUCAUGCUGGGCCUGGCAGGCGUUCUGCAGCCCGCGUAUGCCUCCCCCUUUAUUCUCACCCAGCUGAGCACCCGCAAGAGCAGCUGCAAGCCUAUCCCCAGCAGCAUGACCCUGUGCCACGCCGUGGGCUACGGUGAAAUGCGUCUGCCAAACUUGUUGGGCCACGACACCAUGAAAGAGGUUCUACAGCAGGCCGGAUCCUGGGUCCCGCUCCUCACUAAGCAGUGCCACGCGGACACCAAGAAAUUCCUCUGCUCGCUGUUUGCCCCUGUGUGCCUGAGCGAUCUGGAGGAAGCCAUACACCCUUGCAGGUCCCUCUGCGAGGCGGUCCGAGAUGGCUGCACCCCCGUCAUGGCUGCGUUUGGCUUUCCUUGGCCGGAGAUGUUCAACUGCUCCCAGUUUCCAGAAGGGAAUGAGCUGUGUGUGCCCCCUGCUGGCCAGGAGGAGAAGCCGCAAGUGGUGAAAGAAGAGCUCCCGUGUGCCGCCUGCCAUAGUGGCGGCGACACGGAAAAGGAAUUCCUGCAGGACUUCUGCUACCGGGAUUUUGCUCUGAAAAUAAACAUCCGGUCCGUCUCCACCAUGGAUGGGGACGUCAUGGUGAUCCCAGAAGUUAAAAGCAGGACAGUAUAUAAGGCUAAAGGAUGGAUGGAAGAGGAGCUGAAGAAGACCGUUCUCUGGCUGACAGACGGUGACAGUUGCAUCUGCCUGGACCUCCAGGAACCGGGGGCCACAGUGCUGGUGUUGGGUCACCGAGCGGAUGACCGGCUGGUGAUCUCAUGGGUCAGGAAAUGGCAGAAAAGCGAGAAGGAAAUGAAAAAGUUCUCCAGGACUGUACGGAAGUUCCAGUGCUAGAGGAGACGUUUGUCCUGGAGCAAAGCGGACAUCUUGGUGAAACCAAGGUCCUUCUCCGUCCUGCUCAACGGUCCCCAUCAGAGGCUGCUAAAUGAGGAGCCUAAAACUAUAGCGUAUUAUAAACAAGGCUUCCAAGGCUCAGCAUUACUGCCAUACCCUCUACAUCAGACGGAGGGUCAGACUCAUCACCACUAUUGGUACAUUGAAAGUGGUUCCAUAUAUGGCGGAGAAUGUCCCAUGGGUCCUAGAGCAAAGAUAAAUAACCAUUUUAUAUGUCUUUUCUGUUUUCCCUCCUACAAGAAGAUAGAGGAUUUGGGUUGGGAUUUAUCUUCGUCCUGUAGAGUUUCCUCGCUGGUGGAAAGAGGACAUGGGUCUACAUACUGUGCCUACGCUCCGCGUUCACUGACAUCCGGACGAAACGUCCCGUUUCCAAUACAGACAAACUUCUCCAAUGGUUUUUAUAUUUGUAAAUCAAAGGACCUGCUCUGCCAGUUCCGGCAACCUCAUUGUAAACGGCGCCUGUAACCCACACAAGACAGAUGUGGGGGUGGGGGGUAAAUUUUAAAGGCUUCUGUCACAAUUACAGUAUCCAAGAUGCUAUUUUGGGUUUUCAUUUUCGAUGCAUGUAAAAGAUACAUAUGUGCAAGAGUUCCUUACGGUUCUGGAUAAAACACUCUAUCCAGAAAAAAACUAUUACAAGAUGGGUUGAAAAACAACAGGCCACUUCAAUGUUCUGAAUCCUGGUUGGGUGAAUAGAACAAUGACUUGCUGGAUCCGAGUUAGAAGGACAUUCAUCAGAGAACUGAAGAUAUAACAAAGGAUGAUUUGCAGAGGUUACAUUACGCUCCCAAUUGCAAUACUUUAAUAUUUACUUCUAGACAUGAAAAGAGUUUUGAGUUCUCCAAAAAUAACAAAAACGCUGAAAUUGCUCCUGCCAGCUGCUGCCGUCCUCCCUCGCUCAUCCCCUCCCACUGUGGGAGGAGCCAGCGGGCACCACGCCUGCGUAACGCAUCUUUUAUGUUCAGUUUAGCAUUCUCCGUGCUGUAUAAGUGGGGAUCUCAGUGCUGUAUAUUUGGUGUCGGAAUUGCUGGUUGUUUUAUUGUCAUUUGUCUGGAAAUCAGCGUGACGGAGAAUGGAAGAUGUGUCUGUAAUCUUAUGUACUAACAGCAAUUAUUUGCAAUUUAUUUACUAUUGUCUGGAAAAACAUAACACACGCAGCACUGACGGUGGGAUGUCUACAGGAGCCGGGGGUAAUGCAGCGAUCCGGGGUGGGUCAUCGGUAUUGUGCGCCACCGAUAAAACAAUGUACAGAGGAAAUAUGUAGGAGAGAAAUGUAUAUAAAGUCUUCUUAUAGUUCCAGAAA